Leguminivora glycinivorella is the source of this 2238-nucleotide messenger RNA. It is a transcript of the gene gwl, whose product is annotated as serine/threonine-protein kinase greatwall. The record is from RefSeq and is a predicted model, not a curated record. The coding region runs from base 92 to 2140 and encodes 682 amino acids. The transcript is spliced from 12 exons. Gene Ontology annotation, molecular function: protein serine/threonine kinase activity; ATP binding. Gene Ontology annotation, biological process: intracellular signal transduction; peptidyl-serine phosphorylation. NCBI's taxonomy places the organism in Eukaryota, Metazoa, Arthropoda, Insecta, Lepidoptera, Tortricidae. Gene Ontology annotation, cellular component: nucleus.
UUCACAAUCAUGCGGUUGGUUUCAAAAUUGUAUUGCUGAAAAUUAAACAUUAUUCUCGAAAUCUUUUAAUUUGAUCUUAAAAUAAUUAGAAAUGGCUUCUAACGAUUCAAAAGUUGAAGAACUGGCAGCGGGGCACACUAUAUUGGAAAAGAUAAAUGCCAUUAGUGAUACUGUAAUUACUAAGGCUCCAGAUAUAAAUGAUUUCACAAUUGUGAAGCCUAUCAGUCGAGGAGCAUUUGGCAAGGUGUUUCUGGCGCACAAGAAAAACAACAAAGAGCUUAUGUAUGCCAUUAAAGUUAUGAAGAAAUCUGAUAUGAUAAAUAAAAAUAUGGUAACACAAGUGGUUACAGAGAGGAAUGCUUUGGCUUUAUCAAGGAGUCCAUUUUGUGUUCAUUUGUUUUAUUCACUGCAGUCAGUGUCUUCUGUGUAUCUGGUCAUGGAGUACAUGGUAGGUGGUGAUCUGAAGUCACUGCUAGGAAUGUAUGGGUUUCUCGAAGAGGCCAUGGCUGUGUUCUACAUAGCAGAAGUGACUUUAGCUUUGGAUUACUUGCACAAGCACAAUAUCAUACACAGAGAUUUGAAACCGGACAACAUGCUGAUUGCUAAAAGUGGUCAUGUUAAGUUGACAGACUUUGGUCUGUCUAGGAUUGAGAUCCAUAGAGACUUGGAAAUCUCUGAUUUUGUGAAUAGAACUCCGAGCCUUAACUUGAGAACUCCUGGGCAGUUGCAGUCUCUGACGUCACACCUGUCAUUCGGCUCGGGCGGAGACAGGGACAGUACAUAUAAUUCAGCUACGUCUGUGGAACCCUGUGAGAACCUCAUUGAUGAACUAAAAGAGACGUGUAAAUCUAAAGGGCUGUUUGGUGAAGUAGGAGACUUGAAGACUGGGAUCCUGGACCACUCUCAGCUCUCCGGCAUUCAUCCCUUUAUGAGUGCUGAGAGCAUCCAUUUGGAUGAUGUGAUUUCGCAGGACUCAGGAUCGGAAUCAUUAAGCUCUUACCACACGUGCGAGAGCUCAAAAACAGAUUCCUCCAGAGACAAUAAGUCAACAGAUAUAAGCAGCAACACUGCAUCAUCAAUGGAAGAGUCAAUCGUUUCUGCUGAUUCCCAACAUGACCAGUCGACGUCACCUUUGUGUAGGGGACACUCUUUGAAAAGAAUACCUAGUUUCAGAGCAAAGAAAAGAAAAAGAAUCUUGGAUGUAGAUGGCGACACGCCAACGGGUGUGAUGAGCCUCGCGGAUUCCAAGGAGAACCACAGUGGGCUCACACAAGAGAUCAUGGCGCUGGAAGUUAGCCAGAACACGCCUAAACGGAUGUCCAUACAUCCCACGCCAGAGCGGCGCAAGAACCCGAUCAAAGGGGUUUUAAAAAAGAGAUGGGCGUCUCAAAACGACAGCUAUAAUUUCAACGUAGGCGUAAUAUUUUCAACACCAGUUGCGAAUGAGCAAUCACCGGAUGGGAAAAAGAAGCAGAAAGCCACGCGAUUCAAUUUACCCAAGGACGAUCAACCAAUGUCGGGCAUUAAGGAGAAAUCUAUCGUGUUCAGUAAACAUAUAUCAACUAGUUUAGAAAUAUUUCCUACUCGGAGAAUGAGCAAGGGUGAAGGAAGUCGGUCGCCCACAGAGUGCAAAACGCCCCUAGCAACAGCCCAGACCCCGUACCGGACACCCAAGAGUGUGAGGCGCGGGAAUCAGGUGUCUGAUCAACGGAUUCUAGGAACACCAGAUUAUUUGGCUCCUGAGCUUUUAUUGAAACAGGGCCACGGGCCUCAAGUGGACUGGUGGGCGCUGGGCGUGUGUCUGUACGAGUUCAUGACCGGCGUGCCGCCGUUCAACGAUGAGACGCCGCAAGCUGUGUUCAAGAACAUUCUGUCCAGAAAUCUUGAAUGGCCCGAAGGCGAAGAAGCGUUAUCAGAAGAGGCAAUGGGUGCGGUAGAAGCGCUUCUAACCAUGGAACCCUCGGACCGGCCCGCAGCCUCAGCCGUCAAGAAUAUGGCUCUGUUCAGGGCCGUGAAUUGGGACAACCAACUCAACGCUGAACCUCCCUUUGUGCCUACUCCUGAUGACUUGCAUGAUACUGGAUAUUUUCAAGCCCGCAAUAUAUUGCAGCAACUGCACGUGUCCAACUUCGACAUGUAAUAGUGAGUGUUAGUGUAAUUGAACGUUGGUAACUGAAAAGCAAGGACUAGCAAACAUUGUAGUGUCAAAUGUUUCCAACGAUGAUGAAUUAGCGCUGC